UGGAGUAUUAAGACGUGGAGCGUUGCAGCUCUUUGUUACGCAUAAUUACCCUCUUCAUACACUCAAUCCCCAUGAUUCCCAGAGCCUCAUUUGCAUCUACUUGACCACGACACGCCAGUCUGGCCAACUUUGUCAAAAGCAAAGAAUUUUUUUCUGAAAACUGUGGGUGUUAUUCCGUCAUGCCUCCAAAAGGUGUGAGCAAGGGAGUGAAUAAGAAGUGUCCCGAGUGUAAGAAGCAGGUACCAGUGGCUACAAAACAUUGCCAUUGUGGUCACCAGUUCUUUGAAGAGCGACGCAGAUCAACUACAUCAAACACUUCAGAAGUAGAAGAAUUAGAGGACAGUACACUUAGGGAUAUGAAACCCACUCGUGGUGUAGCCACAUCCAGCUCCGUUAGUGGACUGAUGGCCAUGGCGUCAUCUGUAGGGAAGGGAGACUUGGGGUCACCAGCACCCGAGGGCAAGAGGCGCAGUGAACGAGUCAAAAGAGAAAAGCCAAAUUUUUAUGAUGCAUUGGAGUAUGAUAAUCAGAUGAGGAAGGCACGGAAAGAGAGACAAAAGGAGGAACCACCAAACCCAACUGGAAGGGUUAAACGGGAACGGAAAGUCAAGAACAACUCAGAGCCGGUUAGUGUUGCAAUAUACCGGUACAACAAGGAUGAGGAUGAAGAUGACGAACCAGUGAAAGAGAAAAAGAAAAAGAAGAAGAAGAAGAACAAUAACAAUGGUGAGAAGAAAGAAGAAGAAGUGGAUGAGGACAUUAUGACAGGUAUAAGUGUUGAGAAGGAAAGGCAAUAUUCUAUUGUUCUUUCAGAUAUCAAUUUCAAGCUUGGCUUAAAUAACCCAAAAUUUAUCAAGAUAUAAAGUUAGCAUUAUGAAAUUGCCAUAGAUGUUUCAACAUUAUUUCAUUCAUAAUAAAUAAAAACAAGUUUAAACAGGAUUGAGAAGUGUAAAAAUACAUAGCUUUCUUGUUGGAUAAUUUAGGAAAUUUUUCCUUUCACUAAUAUGGAUGUCUGCAUAAAAUUCUUUGAUGGUGUGUUUAGUGUGAUUGUUACAGCUGGUCUCCGAACGUUAACCUUUGUCUCGUACCUGCGGUGGUUCUGGGGGUUAAUCUUCUGGCAGCCAUGACUGGCCUGGUCUCCUGGCUGACGUCUAAUCAGUAAACUUGUGUGUUUUUUUGCAGUACAGCACUAGCACUCCAACCUGGCUAAUCAUGGAUGGUUUACAUAAAUGUAUCAGUUUCUAAAGACAUUUUGGGAUCAGCCAUAAGCAUAAGUACCACAUUACUGUACUGAAAUGUUUUGUCUGAGCUUACCUGUUCUCAUGCCACCUGUUAGUCAUUCUCUCCAGUUGCCCAGACCAUCACUACAUUAUCCAUAAUAUUACCUUAUAAACACUUCUUAUUAUUAUAUAAAUCUACUUCAGCCUCACAUUUAUUUUAUUGUUUCAUAUUAGAGAGAAGAGAGAAUCAUCAUAUUAAAGUGAGAUGAGGUUUUUUUUUUUUGGGGGGGGGAGCUUUUCUAGUCUUGGGCUUUGGAGAGAAGAGACAAACUUCAAACGUGUUACAUAUCAGAAUCCAAGUGUAGUGUGAAUGUGGCAUUCAGCUGUAACUGAGAGUCGAGUAACUGCUUUUGUUCCUUACUUACUGUUGUUGUUGGCAUCGGUGAAAACCGCAUUGCACUGCUGACAAUUCAUUAUACUGAUAAACCAACACAAUUUUAGUGCUGGGUUUAGAGCCCAAAUUUAAUUUAAGAAAUACAUUAAUUGCAAACACUAUCCUUGUUAGGUAUAUUAAAAUCCUUGUCAGGUAUAUUAAAUUAAAACAAAAUCAACACUAAUGGCUGUGAUAAACUAAAGCACAUUACAUCACGUAUUUGCCAAGUUUACCAGUGAGCUUUGACACAAAACUGUUUUGUCAUAAAGCUUGAUAUAGGCAUGUUUGUGAAGGGACUCCUCAUUAAUCAUGGUAUAGGCGACAUCCUCCAAGACAUUGAUGACCAAUUUGUUUUGGAUUGUAAGGCACAACACAAAUUUUAUAAUAAGUAUUAUAAAGGUAGCAUUUGUAAAGAUAAUAGACAAUACAGAAGAAAUAAUUAAGGGAUGAAGCUAUGGUAUCUGACUUUAAUGCAUUAAAAUAUUAAGAUAUUUUACAAAUGCAGACUAUGUAUUUGAUGACAUUACAGUUUGGUAAACUAGGAAUGAGGUUAACUACAGCAACAUUAUAGUGAUAAUCCACUCAGUUCAACUCAUCAACUAUACAAAUAUGCAUAUAAAUGCCAAAUGUAAUCACGUGUUUAGAAGCAUUGAAUAUUGGAAGCGCUCAUUAGAACAUUGCAUUUUGAAUGGUGAUAAAAUGUGGUGAAGUAUAUAGUGAGAUUUUGUAUAUAUUUAAGCCUAUUUAUAUUUUGUAUAUUUAGGCCUAGUUAAAUUUUAUACAUGUUUAUGCCUAGAUUGGUUUUGUACAUAUUUAAGCCUAGUUGGAUUUUGUACAUAUUUAGGCUUAGGUAGAUUUAAGCUAUGCAUAAUUUUGAAACAUGUUCUAAAUACCUUUAUGGUUUGACCCUUGCCACACAUUGGAAAAACAGGUUGCAAUAUUCUGUGUAAAAAGACAAGUAAUUUAAUGGUGAAGAAUAUAAAAGUUAAUGACAUGUGAAACAUAGCAUGCACUUAGUCCACCUUAAUAGUUCUCUUUAACCACUGCACUGCUCUUCAUUAAAAUAUGACAAACUCUUAGUGUGCAGAAAAUAAAUUCUUUUCAAAAAUUUUUCUCUUCUUAUAUUGUUAAGAUGUAGUCUCUAAUCAUGGGAAACUAAAAAAGAUAAAAUUGUAGGAUACUUUAGCCGUGAUGGAGCUGGGAAGUUAUGGGCGCUGAGCGAUGGAGCGCUCAAGGUCACUAGGGCCCCGCCACCCCAUGGGGCGGCAGUUGCCAUGAACAUAAUGUUCACAAUUAUUUUGAUGUUUCUCAUUUGUUUCUUCUCUGGUUUUUGCUGUGAUAUUAUUCAAAAGAGAGUAAUUUGGGGAGUUUAUAUAGUUCAAUGUGUGGAAUAUCGUUAUGCUGAAAAUUAUGGAGCUCAUAUAUGUGACGUGUAUAUUAUAUUCUAUGAUCAAUCAAACUGUGUUUUUGCUGUUAUUACACUAUAUGCACAUAUUGUAUAUGCCUAUCUACAUGUGUGUUCACCAUAACGAACCAUCAAGUUGGUAUAGUGAGCCCAAAACAACAAGAGUGGCCGUGACACAGCAGCCAGCAGUCUGCUGGCUGACUGCCUCCAACCUUCAACACCCACUGACAAACAUUUUGCCUCCCACCAUACUGUUAUUGUUUUUAUUACACUAUUUACAAAUGUUAUA
Molecule: messenger RNA, 3347 nt
Organism: Procambarus clarkii (red swamp crayfish)
Lineage: Eukaryota; Metazoa; Arthropoda; Malacostraca; Decapoda; Cambaridae
Product: UPF0547 protein C16orf87 homolog
Source: RefSeq, a predicted model, not a curated record